UGCUAGAACUGGCCACUCACCGCACAGAAAUGUAGGGCAUUUGAAUCCGUGAAGGAGGGGGUAAAAACCGGACCGGGUGAAGUUUCACUUUAGAAAGCACCUAAGUUGACAGCUGCUGAAGUUAUUCAAUGUCAUGCCACGUAGAGAAAACUAGAAUAAUUUAUUAGAUCCAUGCGAUAUUGCAAUUUUGGCUGUCUAAACAACGUUGUCCUACGCGAGUAAAUUAUAGGAACCUUCCAUUAGCUGUCCAAGGUGUCACUCGGAACUAUUUCUUAGCCGGACUACAUAUACAUAUAGCCUCAAAACGAUGAAGACGUUAUGAAGAAAAUUACCGUUUAAAUGAUAUCGUACGUAGUUUGCAAUUCAAUUAUAUCAGAGACGUGAAAUAUACAACUCCAGGAGAAGUGUGAAGUAUAUAAGUAUGGAGUCGGGGCGACGGAAGGGUCUCAGCGGGGUCCUGUCUUCCUUGUCACUGCUCUGUGUCAUUCUGGACCUCCAGUUGGACGGUGUCUUGGGGGCAACUCAUGUGGAGAUUGAGCAGCACUUGGAGAUGGGCCGUAAACUGUUGGCUGCCGGUCAACUGGCGGAGGCCCUGUCCCACUACCACUCUGCAGUGGAGGGCGACUCUAAGAACUACCUGACCUACUACAAGCGGGCAGCUGUGUUCCUGGCUAUGGGAAAGUCCAAGUCUGCCCUGCCGGACCUGACCAGAGCCAUCCAGCUCAAACCUGACUUCCUCGCUGCCAGACUGCAGAGAGGGAAUAUCUUCUUGAAGCAGGGUAACACCCAGGAGGCCCGGGAGGACUUUGAGGCUGUGCUGCAGCGAUCCCCUGACCAGGACGAGGCGCGGAACCAGCUGAUGAGGGCCAACGAGCUUGAGGAGCUGCAGGAGGAGGCCCACGCGGCCCACCACAGAGGAGACUACAGCACCACCAUCACUGUGCUGGACCGCGUUGUAGAGCUCUCCCCCUGGGACCCUGAGUCUCGGGAGCUCCGGGCUGAAUGCUACAUUCGUCUGGGAGACCCUCGGAAGGCCAUCCAGGACCUGACCCCCACCACCCGGCUGAGGAACGACAACCGAGCUGCCUUCCUCAAGCUCAGCACCCUGCACUAUGACCUGGGGGAGCACCAGGAGUCACUAGGUCACGUCAGGGAGUGUCUGAAGCUGGAUCAGGACGACAAGGAGUGUUUCUCCCAUUACAAACGGGUGAAGAAGCUCAGCAAGCAGCUGGACUCUGCCGAGGAGCACAUCCAGGAGGAAAGGUAUCAGGAUGCCAUAGACAAGUAUGAGUCAGUGAUGAGGACAGAGCCUAAUGUCCCAUACUACACCAAUAAGGCCAAGGAGAGAAUCUGCUUCUGCUUGGUCAAGAACAAGAUGCCUGCUAUGGCAAUAGACAUUUGUUCGGAGGCCCACCAGAGAGACCCACGCAACAUCAACAUCCUCCGCGACAGAGCUGAGGCCUUCAUCCUCAACCAGGACUACGAGAAAGCGGUGGAGGACUACCAGGAAGCGAGGGAGUUUGAUAUGGAGAACAAUGAGAUCAGGGAAGGUCUGGAGCGAGCCCAGAAACUGCUCAAGCUCUCCCGGAAGAGAGAUUAUUACAAGAUCCUAGGUGUCAAUAGGAGUGCCAACAAACAGGAAAUAAUCAAGGCGUACAGGAAACUGGCCCAACAGUGGCAUCCUGACAACUUCAGAGAGGAGUCGGAAAAGAAGGAGGCAGAGAAGAGGUUUAUCGACAUCGCCUCUGCUAAAGAGGUGCUCACCGACCCAGAAAUGCGCCAGAAGUUUGACUCCGGUGAGGACCCCCUGGACCCAGAGAGUCAACAGGGAGGCGGUCAGGGUGGCCAGGGAUGGCCCUUCCACUUCAACCCCUUCGAGUCUGGCGGCAACUACCACUUCAAGUUCCACCACUAGUGAGGACGAGACAAGAACCAUGGGGGGGGGGGGGGGGGCUGACUGACAAUUGGAGGAUUUUAGGGCUAUGACAACCCGUGGAGUAACUGGUGGAUGUACCCAGGGGUUGGAUUUGGGGGAUUCAGGUUGGAUAUGGGGUGUUGUGGGUAAUGUAGUGAGACAAUGGGGAUGUGAAUGACACUGUCAAAGGCGUUGGACUACUACUGUACUGCGAGGGGUUGAGUUGUACAGAGUUAAACUUUCCUACCACAGAUUCUACAUGGAUGAAACUAAGUGACAAUGUUGUCGGCUGUUGACUUGAGCGGUCGAAGACGAGCAAAUAAAGUCCUGAAUUGGUGCGCUGUUCAGUCCUCCCAACUUGGCCCAGGCUGUUGAUCCUGUCAUUGCAUCCCUCCAUGUUAUUUUUCUUUGGGAUGUCUGCUGCUGCUUUUACUUUUGCUUGGUAUUUCUUCCAUUUUUCGUCUAUUCAACGUAGCUCUUUUGGUUUUUGCUCGACUAGCCUGGAUGCUGGACUGUUUCUCCAUUUAUUUAAAGGCCCAGUGCAGUCAAAUGUUAUUUUCCUCUGCUAUAUAUAUAUAUAUAUAUUCUCUCUCAGGAUGGAUUAAUAUUGUGAAAAUUGUAUAAUGCCCUUUUUAGUACAAGAGCUCUUUGAAAUUUCAGCCUGUUUUGGUGGGAUGGAGUUUUGGCCUGCCUGGUGACCAAUAAGAAAGAGUUACAAACCCCUCUGCCAAUAAAGCUUGACCACUCCCAGACAGUCCUAGUAAAAUUAUUGCUUGAGAAAUUACAAUUUUCAAAGAAAACAAUUUGAAAUGAAACCAAUUACAAUAAGGUACUUCAUUGUUACCCAAAAAUGAUUUGAUAUUGAGAUAAAAACACUGUAUUGGACCUUUUUAAUAAUACUUGGAUAAGCUCAAGUCGGAUAAAAGCAGAUUCAGACUGACACCCAAGCUACUCAAACUGAUUUAUAUUCAGAGCUUUCAGAAUGUUUUAGAAGAGAUUGAUGUCGUUUUCUUCUUCACUAAACAAUGUUUGUUAUAUUUCUAUCUGCAAAGCUUUGAAUGUUCUCCACUGAGUAUACCCUUGACUUGACUUAAUUGACACAACAGGUGUUAUGGAAGAGUUGGUGACCUACUCCUUCCUGGUUGUGUACCCAAUCAAAAGGGUGAGUGGAUGAAGCAUGUCUGUCUACUUCCUGAAAGAGCCUGUGUUAUCUCUCCCUUUUCAUUGAUUUGAAAGUGUCUUUUGAAAACUUUUUCAUUUACCGGUCUUUUUAAUAACUAAUCCUCCUGUGUUCCCCAGUCCAAAGCAACUGAAGGGACUCCCUGCAACGACAAACAGAUGACUUGCGUCAUUUUAGUGUAUCAAACAAAUUAUGGACUACAACCAAAUGAUGGAUUGUCAAUAUCAUCCUGUCAAGUCCACUGUUAACAUAAUGAGUUCUAAGGAUGCAGUAUAGCUGUAACUGAAAGCUUUUUAUGUCACCGACUGCUCAACUACGUGAUCAUUUUAAUGUGACCACUGUUGAAUAACUUCCUGGUACAGGUUUGUUUCUAGGGGGUUUUCUCAUUGCCAAACAGAAUGAACUAAAAUGCUCAAACUAUUAAAAUAUGGAAACAAACAA
Molecule: messenger RNA, 3536 nt
Organism: Salmo salar (Atlantic salmon)
Lineage: Eukaryota; Metazoa; Chordata; Actinopteri; Salmoniformes; Salmonidae
Gene: dnajc3b
Product: DnaJ (Hsp40) homolog, subfamily C, member 3b
Biological process (GO): protein folding in endoplasmic reticulum
Cellular component (GO): endoplasmic reticulum
Molecular function (GO): protein-folding chaperone binding; misfolded protein binding
Source: RefSeq, a predicted model, not a curated record